CCUUCCCGAUUUUAUUCGGAGACAUAUAGAAAACGUCAUUGCGUGUUUGUGGGACUACGUCUCUGAUUUUCAGUACAGUCUUAGUAACUUUCAUCUAAGCAAUCACCAUCAUUCAAGUGUAUUGAUAUAAAACUCACUAGUACUAGGCCAGUCCGAUUCGACUAACAUCAUCAAUGUAAGUAACACUCCCUAGUCGUCUUUCCUGUAAAGAAUUCGCAAAGUAAAAUGAGUUCUCUUCCACGUCGUGGUAGCCAGGUUACCAGUUUGCCUGGCAUAUCUGGCACAGGAUCCACCCUCGCUCAAACAGGUAGGGUUAACGUUUACGACACUCUAGGUCCUUCGUCAACCGGUGUAGGUGAGAAAUUCUCGCUACGUGGACCUAGUGGAGGAGGUAGCCCUGCGACCACUAGCAGCUUGUUUGGUGGAGGAUCGUCCUUUUCGAAUCCUAGUACCGCAGCAAGUUCGAGUGGGGCGAAUUGCAAUGUCGUGGAUAAUUUAUUGGGAUCCAGUUUUUCUGGAGGAGGGUUCCCAGGCAUGUCCGGUUCACCUAGGAACAGCAAUAAUGCGAGGCCAAAAGAAGGUCGGAGGCCAAAAAGUAGGGGAAGCAACAUGGACUCACGACCGACAUUAUUGGAGGAAUUGAGAGGAGGCGAAGAUAUUUUCGGGAAUCGAACCGAACCAACGCCAGAUCCCUUUGCGACACCUACAAAUCGCAAUAGCAUGUCGUCGAACAAUCAGGAGACCUCUCCUGGUGGUGCAAUGACAGCAUCAAUGAGGAGUAAGAGGAUGAGAGAAAAUAACAAGAUGAACGGUUUGGGUGCUACCAGUCCCGGCGGAGGUGAUGACUCAGGUGGAUCCUACGAUUUCCUCAGUGCCUUUUCUUCUGCCAAUUCAGGCAGCAUAAACUUCGCCACCGACACCCAUUGGGUCGACGACGUUAAAAGCUCUUUGGCUAGAGGCAUUCAAUCCGGACUAUUGACUGCAGACUAUAGCAAAUUACUUGUCACCGAGAUCGAAUUUGAUUUGCCAGCUUCUGCUGGAAAUCGCGUGACUGUUCUGGUCGAUUCCGGUGCCCAAACUUCUGCUUUGAGUAGACGAGUAGUCGAUAGGUUAAAUUUGUGGCCGAUAGUGGACAGGAGUUUUGCGAGAAACCUUGGUGGGAUAGCGGGUUCAGUCACUUCCGGUAGUCAUGGCAGACUGCACUAUACCAGAUUACGCCUUGGACCAUCAGGAGCCAGAUUUGACUGUGCCUGGGAAGUUCUAGACCUACCUGGCUACGAAACUGGUUUCGAAGGCAUCAUAGGUUUGGAUUUUUUGGCACCUUCUGGGAUUGUUGACUUGCAAAGGAUGACGUUGGAAUUGACGUCGAAAGCGAAAAAGGAGAAAGUAAUAUUGCCGCUGAGAGCGGAGAAGCCGCCUGGGUCGUAAUGAUGUCUUCAAGUUCUUGGCGGAUGUUUUCAAAUGAAUUUUUUGUUUGAGAUAAAGCGAGGAGGGCCUCCUGGUUAUAAAUGGGUCGUUGACCACAGUCUCUUGUGAAUUUCAUUGAAUCUUCUAGAAGGUUGGGCGAAUGAAAACAUCAAUGAACGGAUGAACAAAGUAGUGAAAGUUCAAGAUUGUUAGUUACAGUUUUUUGCGCUUACCGAUACGCCUCGGACCCACCCUAUAUAAAUGUAAGCAUAGAACGAAAGUCAUACAGAUAAGUACAUGAAUAGCGUAUCGAGUUAGAAAAUUCUAUGGCACAGUGGAGUCACAAUCAUAAAAAAUGAAUACUUGCACAUUGAUCAUAUUUUUAGACGAGAUUGCAACCGCAAUUUUUAUGAAUACUUGCUUUAUUGGAGGAAAAAUGAUUGUUGAAAAAACAUCGUAUGCGUAAAGCUGUUGCAUUUAGUUGCAUGAAUCCCACGAAG
Messenger RNA from Amoebophrya sp. A25, 1907 nucleotides. NCBI's taxonomy places the organism in Eukaryota, Dinophyceae, Syndiniales, Amoebophryaceae. The record is from the annotation of a GenBank genome assembly.